Molecule: messenger RNA, 1388 nt
Organism: Parathielavia appendiculata
Lineage: Eukaryota; Fungi; Ascomycota; Sordariomycetes; Sordariales; Chaetomiaceae
Product: 2-epi-5-epi-valiolone synthase-like protein
Exons: 4
Coding region: 1-1311 (436 amino acids)
Biological process (GO): antibiotic biosynthetic process
Molecular function (GO): 3-dehydroquinate synthase activity
Source: RefSeq, a predicted model, not a curated record
AUGUCUGAUCUACAGGCCACCGUGAUCGAGACCAAGACGGGCUUUCACGUCGAGGGCUGCGAGAAGAUCUCGUAUGACUUCAAAUUCCUCGACAGCGUCUUCGACGUCCGGAACAGGGACCUGGCCGACUGCUAUCAGCGGUGGGGCCGAGCCCUAUCCGUCAUGGAUGCCAAUAUCUCUGACAUCUACGGCGAGCAAAUGCAGACCUACUUUGACCACUAUGGACUUGACCUCUGCGUCCACAGGACCAUGAUUGGCGAGAAGGCCAAGACUAUCGACACGCUUCUUAAAAUCGUCGAAGCCAUGAACAAGUUUGGCGUGAUCCGCAAGGAGCCCGUUCUGGUGGUUGGCGGUGGUUUGGUCACCGAUGUCGCUGGCUUUGCUUGUGCCGUCUACCGCCGAAACACCAACUACAUCCGCGUACCCACGACCCUCAUUGGGCUGAUUGACGCCUCAGUCUCGAUCAAAGUUGCCGUCAAUUACGGCAACUACAAGAACCGUCUGGGCGCCUACCAUGCCCCAAUGAAGACGUUCCUGGAUUUCAACUUCCUGCGUACCUUACCCGAAGCGCAAAUCCGUAACGGCUUCGCUGAGCUGAUCAAGAUCUCGACAUGCGCCGACCUUGAUACCUUCAACUUCCUCGACAAGUACGGCGAGGAGCUUAUUGCCACCGCUUUUGGACGCGCCGACGGUGCGUCGAGAGAGAUCAGAGAGGUCGCCGAUAAGAUCAACAAGGCCAGCAUAUAUGAGAUGCUGAAGCUCGAGACACCCAACCUCCACGAGAUUGGCCUCGACAGGGUGAUUGCUUACGGGCACACAUGGUCGCCCCUCCACGAACUCAUUCCCGACCCGCCGCUCCGUCACGGCCACGCCAUUUCCAUCGACAUGGCCUACUCGGCCACUCUUGCCAACAUGCGCGGCCUCCUCAACGACGUGGAGCACAAGCGAAUGCUCGACCUGUUCUCUCGCGUCGGCCUGGCGAUGGACGACCCUGACUUCACCGAAGAGGUCUUGGAACAAGGUACUAAGGCGAUUUUGAAGACGCGAGAUGGCAAGCUUCGCGCCGCCGUGCCCAGCCCUCUCGGGAAAUGUGUUUUUCUGAAUGACGUCGGCAUGAACGAGAUGAUUGCUGCCUUGAAACGGCACAGGGAGAUUGUAAGACCCUAUCCCCGGCAGGGUGCGGGUAUUGAGGCGCACGUCGACGCGAGCGACACAGGUUACACGCUCGAUGGAGUUGUUGAGCGCAAGGGAAGGAAUGUCGGCUUUCAGUACGGUCACAUACAGGACCCGGCUGUUCAGUACAGGAACUAGACAAAAAUCGCUUAAUCGGGUUGGGUACGGGGUUCCGGAUACGGAGACGGAAAGUGCCCUGUACAUGCUGAACCUGA